CAUGAAUCAACACAGAGGAGGCACAUCGGCCUCAAAGAGGUCGCGAGGCCACGUUUGCUCAAGCCGUGUUGGCUAGAGGCAGGGUUUGUCCGAGGCGGUGGACGGCCACAGGCCUGGAAGCUGGGGCGCGCGCGGCCGACAUGGCCGAGCUCACAGGAGCGCAGCUGCAGCGGACCUGUGCGCCGCUGUACCCGUCCUUCGCACUUGAGUCUUUUGCCGCCCUGGUCCUGUUCUUUUUUUUUCUCUACCUGUCCAUCAUCAUCUCGACCAGGCAGCAGCUCAAGACGCCGGCGAAGUCGAUAGCCAAGUUGAUCUUGCACAACCUCACGGGCUGGUGGGAGGACACGGUCAGAGUGCUCAGCAGGUGGAGUGAGAUGGGCGAGAUGUCGAUGCCCAAGCGAUUACGCUUCUGCCGGAGGUUGAACGCGACGAUUUGCCGGUCGCAGGCCGUCAUCGCGCUUUUGGCCGUGACCCGCUGGCUGCACAUCAACAACGUCAACGGUUUCCGGUACCUGGGCUACGCCUUCACUUGCCCCCUGAUGCAGGCCGAGCUCAUCCUGAUCAUCGCGCCGAUCGUGCCGUGCUACAGGAUGGUGACGCAGAUGACUGCCAUUAUUACUUUCCUGAUGCUGCUGUCUGGGUACAUCGCGUCCCAGUUCGAUGGGAAGCUGUGGGACGGCGACAUCGUCCUCGACAGGAACCUCAGCUUCCUCACCACGAAAGGCUGGGUAACGCUCCCGAGCAUGGUCAUCCUGCUCUUCCUCUCUUUUGUUCAGAUCCCUGUCCUGGGCCUGCUGUACUGCUGGAACGGCGGUGGCCGCGACGGCAGAUUCCCGGCCGGUUACCUGAAGCUCUUGGCGAUCACGUCCGUCACGUGGCUCCUCUUCCCCAUCUGGUGGUUUCUGUCCUUUGAGGGCGAGGGCUACAUCCAGGACACCAAGCUCAACGGCGCUGGCUUCGCUCUCCUCAACAUGACCAGCAAGGGCGCGUUCACGAUGCAGAUGCUGUCCAUGGUCAAGCAGUGGAAGCGCGACUUCGGGAACACCGGGUUUGGGCGGCAGACCUCGGUAGAUUCCGCCGUUGCGGACCUCCAGAAUCUCUCGCCUCGCAGCAACAAAACCGAGAAGUCUGCGGACUGGAUCAUCAAUGGCUUGAAGACGUUCGAUCAGGGCAGCGAUAAUUCGCUGGAUCGGGUCCCAGGUCUGGGCCCCGAGGCGCAGUUGCGGCCACCACCCGAGAAGACGAUUGUCCUCGACACGACUUGCCUGAGCGAUGAGGUGCUUGUCUCGGAGCUGGCGAGGAGGAUCAACCUGAGCAGCGUGGGCAACACCGACCACAUCGUCGGCAAGCCCCUCGACCCCCAGGAGCUCUUCAAGCAGGCGCUGGACAAAGAGAUAGCCAUGGCGUGCUCGAAGUUCGCCUGUGAGGACGACGAUGAGGACGACGAGGAAUGAGAAGGCGGUCGGUCAUACCUCGGGGCUCCGUUUCUCCAGGGACGCCACAGCGACCUUGGUCGAGCCAGAAAAUUCGUGGGCGUCCUUCCAGCCUCGGUCACCACAGGCAGCCUGUGGCGCUUGGCCAGGGCUUCGCGGGCCGCGCCGAGAGUGUGGCUGCUCGGAAGGGGUUCGGCCAACCGUCCGAGACCUCUUGCAAGAGAUGACAGACAGACAGAGAUAACUAGACAGGCGAAGGCCGUGCGUGAAUGUCGCAUCGGUCGUACGUCACUGUGUGCAGGAAUCCAGCCACGCUGCUUCGCAGACCCGCCACCGCGCCGAAAGGUGUCAACGGUGCAUUGGUGGGUUCAUUUUUUUUGGUGGCGCGGUCAUUUAGGCCAUGGCGGAUCUUCCGGCAGCAUCUGGACGUUAGCGCACCGCGUGCACAAAGUUGUUUACGAUGUGCGUCGUCACCACGACGUUUUCAUUUUUAACGCGUGAGUGCGAUCUCUUGUUUGUAGCUGAGUCCCAUUUGGUUCAAACAAGACUUAGACUUUGAUUCGGACAGUGGCUGACCUUCCGGCAGUCGUGUGAUCAAUCGAGUCUCGUUUUUUGCAUUGUUGAUGCCUUGAGAGGAAGAAAAUGCCACCACAAGGGUGAACAGCACGCUCCCCGCUGUGGUCUGAGGCGGACGGCGGAGGAGGACGACGACGACGGCGCCAGCUCUCACGACAGCCACCCGCGGGACGCCCCGCAGGGGGCAGAAGUGCCG
This is a messenger RNA of Prorocentrum cordatum, 2205 nucleotides long. The record is from the annotation of a GenBank genome assembly. NCBI's taxonomy places the organism in Eukaryota, Dinophyceae, Prorocentrales, Prorocentraceae.